Messenger RNA from Oenanthe melanoleuca, 1093 nucleotides. RefSeq names its product small nuclear ribonucleoprotein D1 polypeptide (gene SNRPD1). Gene Ontology annotation, cellular component: U12-type spliceosomal complex; U2 snRNP; pICln-Sm protein complex. Lineage: Eukaryota; Metazoa; Chordata; Aves; Passeriformes; Muscicapidae. Gene Ontology annotation, biological process: RNA processing; spliceosomal snRNP assembly. The record is from RefSeq and is a predicted model, not a curated record. Bases 171 to 530 code for a protein of 119 amino acids. Gene Ontology annotation, molecular function: RNA binding. The transcript has 4 exons.
CAGGCCCUGCCGGCGCUCGCCGUGGGUCCCCCGGGCCGCUAGGGGGCACUGUCGCGGCCGCGUCCUGGCGCGCGCGGCCUGGACGAGAGGCGCCUCAGCCGCACCGCGCUCGGGGCUCUCAUCCCCUUUCCUCCCCUCUCCUCCUCGCCCGGGGCCGCCCGCCUGCCGCCAUGAAGCUCGUCAGGUUUCUAAUGAAGCUGAGCCAUGAGACUGUGACCAUUGAGCUGAAAAAUGGGACGCAGGUGCAUGGAACGAUCACAGGAGUGGAUGUCAGUAUGAACACACAUCUCAAAGCAGUGAAAAUGACACUGAAGAACAGAGAGCCCGUACAGUUGGAGACACUGAGCAUUCGAGGGAACAACAUCCGCUACUUCAUUCUGCCGGACAGUUUGCCUCUGGAUACUUUGCUAGUGGAUGUUGAACCAAAAGUCAAAUCCAAGAAAAGAGAAGCAGUUGCUGGAAGAGGCCGUGGAAGAGGCCGUGGCAGAGGCCGAGGUCGUGGAAGAGGAAGAGGAGGCCCAAGACGAUAACUUCUCAUCAUACAACCCUUACCAAAUUCUGGGCAAUUUUGGCUAUUUUUUGUACAGGUCUCGUUUAUGGUAUCCAUUUUUAAUAAACUGAAAUGUGAAAGGGUGUCUCUCCUUUGUUGGCAAAGCCUGGGGAAGGAGGCAGAUGUGUCCAGUUUCUAGGGGUGCUUGCAGAUUACACGGAUCUUGGUUGUUGCUGUCUAGAUUUUGCCCACCCCAGGGGGCUGUACAAUUCUUCUUACUUUUUGCCUCAGAAGAAGAGACUUAUGUUGUGCUUUAACAAUGUAUGAAAUUAAUCCCUCUUUUCUAAGGCACUUGCCUUCUUCUAAUGGUUCCAUAGUUAAGACACUGUAUUAAGAACCCCUGUCCCGUGAGUGUCUCUAAUAUUGUGCUUCAGAGUGACCUUUUUUAAACUUCAUAGAUACAAUUUUAAUGUUUUCUAUUACAUGAAGCUUGCAAUUUAAACAUGUUGCUUUCUUUAUAAAACAUUUACACAAGGAUAUUAACCAGGUCCAUGGAACUGCUGGAUUGUUACAUCUGAUGAUUAAAGAAUACCUGGAUAUGAA